AAUUAAUUCCCCCCUAUACCUAUCCUCAUCCUUCACAAUGGGCUCCGUCGCAAACCUCCCCAAGGCCGGCACCUUCCUUUUCACCUCCGAGUCCGUCGGAGAGGGUCACCCCGAUAAGAUUGCUGACCAGGUCUCUGAUGCCAUCCUCGAUGCCUGCCUUGCUGAGGAUCCUCUCUCUAAGGUCGCUUGUGAGACUGCCACCAAGACUGGUAUGGUCAUGGUCUUCGGUGAAAUCACUACCAAGGCCCAGGUUGACUACCAGAAGGUCAUCCGUGGUGCCAUCCAGGAUAUCGGCUACGAUUCUUCCGAGAAGGGUUUCGACUACAAGACCUGCAACGUCUUGGUCGCCAUUGAGCAGCAGUCCCCUGAUAUCGCCCAGGGUCUUCACUACGACGAGGCCCUUGAGAAGCUCGGUGCUGGUGACCAGGGUAUCAUGUUUGGUUAUGCCACCGACGAGACCCCUGAGCUCCUCCCCUUGACUGUCACCAUUGAGUACGCCCACGACAACGGUGCUGUCAAGCCCCUGCGUGUCGACACCGUUGUCAUCUCUGCUCAGCACAGCGACGAUCUCUCCACUGAGGAGAUCCGUGUUGCUCUCAAGGAGAAGAUCAUCAAGCAGGUCAUCCCUGCUGAGCUGCUCGACGACCGCACUGUCUACCACCUCCAGCCCUCCGGCCGCUUCGUCAUUGGUGGUCCCCAGGGUGACGCUGGUCUGACCGGCCGUAAGAUCAUCGUCGACACCUACGGUGGCUGGGGUGCUCACGGUGGUGGUGCUUUCUCUGGCAAGGAUUACUCCAAGGUCGACCGUUCCGCCGCCUACGUUGCCCGUUGGGUCGCUAAGUCCCUGGUCAACGCUGGUCUCGCUCGUCGUGCCCUUGUCCAGCUCUCCUACGCCAUUGGUGUCGCUGAGCCCUUGUCCGUCUUCGUUGAGACCUACGGUACUUCCGAGAAGUCCUCCGAGGAGCUCGUCCAGAUUGUCCGCAACAACUUUGACCUCCGUCCUGGUGUCAUUGUCAAGGAGCUUGAUCUGGCCAAGCCCAUCUACUUCCAGACCGCCAAGAACGGUCACUUCACUAACCAGGAGUUCUCCUGGGAGAAGCCUAAGACCCUCAAGUUCUAA
Messenger RNA from Aspergillus nomiae NRRL 13137, 1120 nucleotides. RefSeq names its product S-adenosylmethionine synthetase. Gene Ontology annotation, biological process: S-adenosylmethionine biosynthetic process. Lineage: Eukaryota; Fungi; Ascomycota; Eurotiomycetes; Eurotiales; Aspergillaceae. The coding region runs from base 38 to 1120 and encodes 360 amino acids. The transcript is spliced from 5 exons. Gene Ontology annotation, cellular component: cytosol. The record is from RefSeq and is a predicted model, not a curated record. Gene Ontology annotation, molecular function: ATP binding; methionine adenosyltransferase activity.